GGGGAGAGGCAGUCCGGGUUCCAAUUUCGCCGGAACAGCUGUCCGACGGGUUUGGAGUUUCUGAUAAACCUAUGCGAGACACUAAUGAACUGAAGACGAUCCUUCGAGAGCUUAAGUACAGAAUUGGCAUUCAGUCGGCGAAGUUGCUUCGGCAGCUGAAGCAGAAAGAUAGGCUUCUGCAUAAAGUCCAGAGGAACUGCGAUAUUGUGACUGCGUGCUUGCAGGCCGUGUCACAGAAGAGAAGAGUUGACACAAAGUUGAAGUUCACUCUUGAGCCGUCUUUAGGUCAAAAUGGUUUUCAGCAGUGGUAUGAUGCUCUCAAGGCAGUUGCCCGACUGUCAACAGGAAUACCAAAGGAAUGGAGGAGAAAGGUUUGGUUGACGCUGGCAGAUCGUUAUUUGCACAGUAUAGCCAUUGACUGGGACAAAACCAUGCGCUUCACUUUCAACGAAAGGAGUAAUCCUGAUGAUGACUCAAUGGGAAUUCAGAUAGUCAAGGAUCUUCACCGCACAGGCUGUAGUUCCUACUGUGGUCAGGAGGCUGAGCAGGACAGGGUUGUGCUGAAGCGGGUCCUGCUGGCCUAUGCCCGAUGGAACAAGAAGGUCGGGUACUGCCAAGGCUUCAACAUCCUGGCCGCGCUGAUUCUGGAGGUGGUGGAAGGCCAUGAAGGGGAUGCGCUGAAGAUUAUGAUUUACCUUAUUGAUAAGGUACUUCCUGAAAGCUAUUUUGUCAAUAAUCUCCGGGCAUUGUCUGUGGAUAUGGCUGUCUUCAGAGACCUCUUGAGACUGAAGCUCCCUGAAUUAUCUCAGCACCUGGAUACUCUUCAGAGAACUGCAAACAAGGAGAGUGGAGGGGGAUACGAGCCCCCGCUCACGAACGUCUUCACCAUGCAGUGGUUUCUGACACUCUUCGCGACCUGCCUCCCUAACCACACCGUGUUAAAGAUUUGGGAUUCCGUCUUUUUUGAAGGUUCGGAAAUCAUCCUAAGGGUGUCGCUGGCUAUCUGGGCAAAAUUGGGAGAGCAGAUAGAAUGUUGUGAAACAGCAGAUGAAUUCUACAGCACCAUGGGGCGCCUUACCCAGGAGAUGCUAGAGAAUGAGCUUCUGGAAAGCCAUGAACUCAUGCAGACUGUGUACUCGAUGGCUCCCUUCCCUUUCCCACAACUGGCAGAGCUCAGGGAAAAGUACACGUACAACAUCACGCCCUUCCCAGCUGCAGUGAAGCCCGCCGCCAUGUCUGGUCGACAUGGUAAGAUCAGAGACAGCGAUGAAGAGAAUGACCCAGAUGAUGAAGAUGCUGUUGCUAAUGCUGUGGGGUGUCUCGGGCCUUUCAGUGGGCUCCUGGCACCCGAACUGCAGAAGUACCAAAAGCACAUUAAAGAGCCCAGUGAGGAGCAGAGUCUGAGAUCUAAUAACAUUGCGGAGCUGAGUCCGGGAGCGAUCAAUUCCUGUCGAAGUGAGUACCACGCCGCUUUCAACAGCAUGAUGAUGGAACGCAUGACCACGGACAUCAACGCGCUGAAGCGGCAGUACUCUCGGAUUAAAAGGAAGCAGCAGCAGCAGGUCCAUCAGGUGUAUAUCAGAGCAGACAAAGGACCAGUGACCAGCAUUCUCCAGUCUCAGGUCAACAACUCCCCAGUGAUAAACCACCUGCUCUUAGGAAAGAGGAUGAAGGUGCCAAGCAGAGCUGCCAAGAGCGCCGCCGCGCAGGUCCCGGGUCACGCCGGAGGCAAAGCGUCUCCUGUCCCCUACGAAGACCUCAGGACGAAGCUCAACUCUCCGUGGCGAACCCACAUCCGCGUCCACAAAAAGAACAUGACAAGGACCAAGAGCCAGCCGGGCUGCGGGGACACCGUCGGGCUGAUCGAAGAGCAGAGCGAGGGCGGCAGGGCGCAGAGCCUGGGGGUGGCGGAGGCGCGGUACCCCGGCCGCGCAGGCGGCAGUGCCGGGGGCAGCGCGGGGAGGACCAUCGAAGGCCAGUCUCCGGAGCCCGUGUUCGGAGAUGCCGAUGUGUCUGCGGUCCAGGCGAAGUUACAAGCCUUGGAACUGAACCAAAGGGAGGCCGCUGCUGACGCCGAGCCCCAGGGGCACCCGCCCUGCCAGUGGCAGUUCCCAGAGCAGCCCGACGCACCCGGGGAGAACGGAGCCGCCAGCACAGCGCCCCACGGCAGCCACCCCAAAACGCCCAUCUUCAGCCCCUUUCCCAGCGUCAAGCCGCUGCGGAAGUCGGCCACGGCCAGGAAUUUGGGGCUCUAUGGCCCCACAGAAAGAACCCCGGCCGUGCACUUCCCGCACAUGAGCAGGAGCUUCAGCAAACCCGGCGGUGGGAACAGUAGCACUAAGAAACGGUGAUUCCCAGACAUUUUGUAUCGAGCUUCACCUUUUCGUGGUGGUAACGAGGCUUCCAGCUAAAUGGCUCCAAAAGGGUUUCUGCUGUCCAGAGAACGUGAAGAGAUUGGUGCAGAGAUGAGCUGCAGCCGUAAGAAUGGGAAAUGGGUGUUUUAUGAAGGGAGCUAGAUCAGGGAUGUUCUCCUAUCUGCCAAUAGCUGGUCCAUGGAUCCUUGUGGCAAAAUAAAUAUUGUGGUUUCAGAAUGUGGAGUUUCUCCAGUUUUCAUUGUCAGCUCUUUCGAAAAGACUAUGUAUCUAGACUGUUAGCCCUUUCUUCAUUUUGUUCCGAGGGCCUUCAGGGUCCCCAAACCUCCCA
Molecule: messenger RNA, 2703 nt
Organism: Molossus molossus (Pallas's mastiff bat)
Lineage: Eukaryota; Metazoa; Chordata; Mammalia; Chiroptera; Molossidae
Gene: TBC1D30
Product: TBC1 domain family member 30
Exons: 13
Coding region: 72-2351 (759 amino acids)
Cellular component (GO): endoplasmic reticulum
Source: RefSeq, a predicted model, not a curated record